Messenger RNA from Sesamum indicum (sesame), 844 nucleotides. RefSeq names its product cytochrome b5. Gene Ontology annotation, molecular function: heme binding. The record is from RefSeq and is a predicted model, not a curated record. NCBI's taxonomy places the organism in Eukaryota, Viridiplantae, Streptophyta, Magnoliopsida, Lamiales, Pedaliaceae. Gene Ontology annotation, cellular component: membrane; intracellular membrane-bounded organelle.
CCAAGUAUGUGGACCAAAUCGCAAGGGAGCCAAAUCUGGCGAACUAUAUAUGAAUUCGAUUUCGGUAGACUCGAUGCACUUUCUUUGAUUGCUAAAAGUGGUGGGUGAAAGCAGCGUAGAAAGAGAAAGUCUCAGAUUUCGUUUUUCAUUUUUCUCUCUCUUGUGAGGUGGAAAAAUGGCGUCAGAUCCGAAAGUCCACACGUUCGAGGAGGUUGCGAAGCAUAAUAAGACUAAGGAUUGUUGGCUGAUUAUCAGUGGAAAGGUUUAUGAUGUAACUCCAUUCAUGGAUGAUCACCCUGGAGGUGAUGAAGUAUUGCUAUCUGCAACUGGAAAAGAUGCAACAAACGACUUUGAAGAUGUUGGCCACAGUGAUUCUGCUAGGGAGAUGAUGGACAAAUAUUACAUUGGGGAGAUCGACAUGGCAACGGUUCCCCUUAAACGCGCAUACACACCUCCUCAACAAGCACAUUACAAUCCAGAUAAGACUCCGGAGUUUGUGAUCAAGAUUUUGCAGUUCCUCGUCCCUCUUCUGAUCUUGGGGUUGGCAUUUGCAGUUCGACACUACACCAAAGAGAAAGAGAAAUGAGCACCUAGAAUUAGGAUCUUUACCUUAUUAUGGUCAUUUUAUCUUGUUUAAGAAGUUGAGUUGAAUGGACAAAAUUGUUCCCCAUUUAAGCUAUCAAAUUUGUGGAUGCUGAAAUUCUUGAUGAGUUGCCUGUUUGGUCCAUUUGUCUACUUCAGUGCUCUAAUGAGGCUUUUACCUGAUCACCCUGAUGCUUGUCCUUGUUCUCUAAUGCUUUGUCCGAACAGACUUCUCCGUGUUUAUUUAAUUUAAAUGUUUUUC